Messenger RNA from Ruditapes philippinarum (Manila clam), 872 nucleotides. Its product is annotated as P2X purinoceptor 7-like. The transcript has 3 exons. Bases 272 to 814 code for a protein of 180 amino acids. The record is from RefSeq and is a predicted model, not a curated record. Lineage: Eukaryota; Metazoa; Mollusca; Bivalvia; Venerida; Veneridae.
GUCAAAUUUAACGCUUUGUUUUAUUUGAAAAUAUUAAAGUAUGUAAUAUAAAAAGAAGAUUAAAAUAAAUUGCAAAGUUAUAACCCUCCGCUCUAAGUCAUAAAUCACCAGGUAAAUGUUCGCAUAACGCACCGUUUAGUUAAAAUUUGUAUCGAUUACUUCCCUUUGCUUGUGACGUCAGAGGUGUACUUUCGAUACGCCGCCAUAUUGAAACGCUAUAUAUAUCGAACUUUCUCAGAUAACUUAUACUGAAUAAAAAUUAACCAGUAUCAUGGAUUUUUCUGACGACUCUGAGAUUUAUGAUGAAGAGGUCAAUGAAAUAAGACCUUAUAUGUACGAGCCAAGAGCUGUUAGCCAGGAGGAACAAAGUGUGUCCGACUCGGACUCGGAGUUUGAAGACAGCUCCGAUGAUUCAUUUAACGGCAAUGUUGACGAGUGGUGUGAAUGUGGAUGUUGCAUUCACAUGCCUACAGCCCAUGAGAGGAAAUGCUGCCAGUCAACAAACAUAGUUGAUGGAAAGGCAGAAUCAGAAGGUGUGCCCUGUAUCACACUUCAUGAGGGGUUCCAGGUGAACUGUCUCAACAUUCAUGUAUUGGAGACCUCGUAUUAUGAAUUUAUACACAACAAUGGGCCAAGAGAAGAAAACCAAGAAAUUCAUGAGUUAUAUAGAUACCUUGCCUACAGGCGCUUUACAAGAUGGGUGUAUGGAUUACUGCCAAGAAAGUGUAGGCGUGUCAUUCCUGCAUGUGCAGUCAACGCCAUUAGAGAACAGUUUCCCUCAGAGGAGUACAGUGGCUUCCGUUACCCCCAGUAGUUGUCUUUGGAUUCAAAUGUUCUGUAUAUUAUCAUAAAUAAAUUAUUCUUAGUAAUUU